AUGAUUGAUCUGCCAAGAUUGGAAGAUUACGAUGUGAGCCCCAUAACAGGGUUCCUUCCUGAAGAGCUACCUCUAGAGAAAUUGCCUCAGGAGUACUACAAACCAUGGGAAGAUCUAGUCAGCGUCUUGUCUUCUUUGAUACUAACCAAACGGAUUAGAAAUGUUGUGGAUGAGAAGAUGCCUCUUCUGGAGGUGGAUAGGCUUGCAAAUGAUGCCCAAUAUAGACGUGCUUAUUCAAUUUUGACGUUCUUAGCACAUGCUUAUGUCUGGGGUGUAGGAGAACCUAAAGACAAACUUCCUAUUCAAAUCUCACAACCACUCCUCAGGGUUAGUGCUCAUUUGGAGAUUCCUCCAGUUUUAACCUAUAGCGGGUGCGUUUUAUGGAAUUAUAAGGAGAUUUUCAAAGGGGAAGAUAUAAGUUUAGAUAACAUAGACUGCAUCACAACAUUUACGGGGGGUAUUGAUGAGAGCUGGUUUUAUUUGGUUUCAGUUUAUUUCGAGUACAAGGGAGCUAACUGUAUUGUUCAAGGCCUGGAAGCAUUGAAAAGCGCCAGAAAUGGAGAAAUAGAAAAAGUUACUGCUCAUUUGCAGCAAAUGGCUGAUGCUAUUGAUGAGUUAGGAUCCGUUAUGAUGCAAAUGGAGGACAUGUGUGAUCCACAUAUCUUCUACUUCCGUAUCCGUCCCUAUCUUGCUGGCUGGAAAAACAUGACAGAUGCGGGCUUACCGAACGGUGUAAUAUAUGGAGAUGAAAAACUUCCUCGGGCAUACUCUGGAGGAUCUAACGCUCAAAGUUCCUUGAUUCAAGCACUGGAUUUGCUAUUGAAUGUGGAGCAUCAUGCCACAGGUGAAAAUGAAAAAGUUGGAAGGCCUGGCAACUCAUUCAUCAACGAAAUGAGGGAGUAUAUGCCCGGCAAACACCGCCGAUUCCUGGAACACCUUUCCAAGGUUAAUAGUAUUCAUGACUACGUGCGUUCUAACUCUGAUAAUGAAGAACUAGUCUUAUCAUACGAUGCUUGUUUGGCAAUGUUGAAAUCAUUCAGAGAUAAGCAUAUUCAAAUUGUCACUAGAUACAUUAUUCUUCAAGCUCAGAAGUCCCGGAAUCUUGGAUCCACCUCUACUAAGACUGUAAGGUCAGGCCUUGCUAAAAAAUCCUCCUCCCAACAGGAGCGGGGCACAGGGGGGACUGCACUCCUCCCCUUUCUUAAACAAUGCAGAGAUGAGACUGGUAGCACUGCUGCGUCUUCCUGGGGUAAAAGAAUGCUCAUUGACGGAAUGCUGCAAUUAAAGAUUAAACCUGUAGCUGCUGAUACUAUCCAAGAUGAUAAUAACAUUGUUGGUUUGGCUGGAUCUUGGAACAACGAUAAUAAUCAGAAAAAAGGACAUUGGUAG
Messenger RNA from Komagataella phaffii GS115, 1389 nucleotides. RefSeq names its product Putative tryptophan 2,3-dioxygenase or indoleamine 2,3-dioxygenase. Gene Ontology annotation, biological process: 'de novo' NAD+ biosynthetic process from L-tryptophan. Lineage: Eukaryota; Fungi; Ascomycota; Pichiomycetes; Pichiales; Pichiaceae. Gene Ontology annotation, molecular function: metal ion binding; heme binding; indoleamine 2,3-dioxygenase activity. Bases 1 to 1389 code for a protein of 462 amino acids. The transcript has a single exon. Gene Ontology annotation, cellular component: cytoplasm. The record is from RefSeq and is a predicted model, not a curated record.